AUGGACCCGCAAAUCUCCAUGAUACGGACUAGCAAGCCCUGUUGUCUUCCACUACUCAUCCCGGUCAUGGCUUGCUUCAAGCUCAACCCCACGUCCGUCGCGCUCGCCGCAGCCGUCGCCGUCAUCCUGGCGGUGGCGGCGCCGCGGCCGGCGGCCGGGGCGUCGGCGCACCUGCACGUGUACAUGCACGACGUGAUGGACGACAGCGCGAUGAUGGUGGUGCGCGGUCCGCGGGGCAACUUCGGCAACACGGUGGUGAUGGACGACGUGCUGACGGAGGGCACGUCGUCGUCGUCGGCCGCCGUGGGGCGUGCGCAGGGGCAGUACGUCGUCGCCUCCUCCAAGGGCGGGUUCGAGCUGAUGGUGACCAUGAACGUGGUGCUCACGUCGGGGGCCUACGCGGGGAGCUCGGUGACGGUGAUGGGCCGCGACGACACCGGCGUGGCGGUGCGCGAGCUGGCCGUGGUCGGCGGCACGGGGCAGUUCCGGAUGGCGAAGGGCUACGUGCUGUGGAAGACCGUCCGCCCCGACCUGCUGGAGCUCGACAUCUACGUCAACCCAUGA
Triticum turgidum subsp. durum (durum wheat) is the source of this 564-nucleotide messenger RNA. NCBI's taxonomy places the organism in Eukaryota, Viridiplantae, Streptophyta, Magnoliopsida, Poales, Poaceae. The record is from the annotation of a GenBank genome assembly.